Messenger RNA from Punctularia strigosozonata HHB-11173 SS5, 1594 nucleotides. RefSeq lists its product as uncharacterized. The coding region runs from base 1 to 1362 and encodes 453 amino acids. Lineage: Eukaryota; Fungi; Basidiomycota; Agaricomycetes; Corticiales; Punctulariaceae. The transcript has 3 exons. The record is from RefSeq and is a predicted model, not a curated record. Gene Ontology annotation, molecular function: RNA binding.
AUGUACUUCUCCAGUCUUCCUCUGAGUAUCGACGAAUCUACCCUCGAAGCACUCGUGACCCCGUAUAAGAUCAAAUCCAGCCGCUUCUUCCAGACCAAGCUGUCGAACCCGCCACGCGUCAUCGCGUUCGUUCGUCUGGAGACCCGUGCAGCAUGUGAGGAGAUCAUCGAGCGCCUUCACGGCCGGAUGGUCAGAGGGUGGAAUGAUACUGGCAGCCGGAUCUCGGUCCGGUUUGCUGACAGCAACGAGCAGCGGGAGCUUCGUCGUAACGAGCGAGUGCCGCGCGAAACAGAUGCUCCAUCCCCCGCGAAGCUCACCAUGGCACAGGCAGCAUUGCUUAACCUGCACGGCGGCGCACAAAUUCGUAGCCCUUCUUUGCCGCAGCUUUCUCCGCGUCCUGGCCUUGACCCUGCGCUGGUUCUGCCGCCAUCUAGCUCUCUCCCUGCCCACCCUGUGGUGGCGUCGUACCAGCAAUCGUCUCCGAUCCUGCCGGAAGUGGACAACCACAUGGCAGCCCUACUGUCGACAUUGCACGGACCGACCCUGGGUGAUAUCAACGCAGCUCAUCCCGGAAACAGCCGGGCUCGAUACAACGGUUACACGGCUGUUGAGCAGCAGCUUAUCCUGCAGGCUCAGCGCGACGCGUUGGAGUUGCAGCAGCAACAGCUUAUUAGGGACCAGCAGGAAGCCUUGGCUCUCCAGGCUAAACAACAGGCUCUUGCAUUGGAGCAAGCUCGGCUUCAGAAACAGCUCGCGGCCAGUAGACCACUUCGCGCCCGCGCGGAGACCUUCUCGCCCACUGACAGGCUGCCUAUGACCGAAGCUGCGUUCCAUGCCUCUGCUCGGGACUUUACUCGCACCGAAAACAUCAACCGGUCUAACCAUAGCCGUCUCGCGUCCACGGGCACUAGCCUUCCCUCCAUCGAGUCCGCCGUCCACGCUCGGUCGACCACUUUGCCUAGUCACCAUCGCAACAGGAGCGCGUCUAUCUCCAAGAAUGCCCACCACCGUAAAGCGAGCGCGACCGUUGACACGAAGCCCGGUGCUAUCAUCGACUCGCACGACAAUGCAACUAACGCAGCCUCGAACCCUCAGAAGAUCACCAAUGCGCCCUCUGCUCCUACUCACGUCAUGCACGAGGAUUCGCCUCUUGUCAGCCCAGCGCUCACCUUUGCAGCUUCAUCGCCCGCCACUUCCACAUCUACCCUGAGCCCGGCUAGCCCGAUGUUCGUUCCCGGUAGUGUCGGCUUUGGCAAGGCAUCGGUUACCAUCAGCGACGGGACCCAUAUCGAUGGCCUUGGCCUUGGUGUCGGCGUGGACAACUCUAAGGUUCAGUCCGUCGAGAGCAACAUCCGCGACUGAUUGCCUUCCCCGCCUAUGAGCGUUUAGGCAUACGAAUCUGUUUUUCGCAUCCGUUUUCAAGUUUGCGUUCUUCCUUUCCCGAGUUUCGUCCCGCCCCGACACGUUCCCUGUCUUUCGUUCCCCGCGACAGUGUUCCCUCCAUCCGCACGCGUAACUCCAUCGUAUCCUCCGUUUCUGUUCUCAUCCUCUUUAGCACGUUUUUGUUGUUUUGAUACUAAUGGCUAUCGUCCGC